This is a messenger RNA of Sceloporus undulatus (fence lizard), 2877 nucleotides long. It is a transcript of the gene CATSPER3, whose product is annotated as cation channel sperm associated 3. The coding region runs from base 16 to 1251 and encodes 411 amino acids. Gene Ontology annotation, molecular function: monoatomic ion channel activity. Gene Ontology annotation, cellular component: membrane. NCBI's taxonomy places the organism in Eukaryota, Metazoa, Chordata, Lepidosauria, Squamata, Phrynosomatidae. Gene Ontology annotation, biological process: monoatomic ion transport; transmembrane transport. The transcript is spliced from 8 exons. The record is from RefSeq and is a predicted model, not a curated record.
CAGACAUUUGAAAUAAUGGUUGAACUGCCUGAAGAACAGCGGCUUAUCAAUAAGCUUUCUUUGGAGGCCUUCAAUGCUACUUCUGAGGUUGAUGUGAAACAUUUUAUCCUUGGAUAUAAGAGGAAUGACAAUGACCUGUAUCAAUUCAUCGAAACAUUAUUCUAUCAUCCACUGUUCAAGUCAGUUAUGAUCAGCACCAUCACACUAAAUGCAAUCUUUUUGGCUUUAGAAACUGAUUAUAAAGUUCGCUAUGAGUCCAAUUUCUUCCUGGAGGUAACAGAUCUAAUCAUUUUAGCCAUCUAUACCACAGAAUUUCUGAUGAGUUUUUACCUGGACCCUGUUAAUUAUUGGAAGGAUGGUUAUAAACGAUUUGAUUUCAUUGUCCUUCUCAUCGCUUACCUCCCAUACACCAUUGACAGAGGCAACCCCAAAAUGCACCAAACUGCAACCAUGCUAAAAGGCUUCCAGGUACUACGGGUUCUCAAACUUAUCUACUAUAGCCCAGGAAUGAGGAUUCUGAUGGCAGCCUUGGGAAAGACUAUGAAAAAUGUGAUCUAUGUCCUUGUUUUGUUAUUCCUCGUAAUGUUUAUCUUUGCAAUUUUGGGUCAUGGUUUGUAUGGAGAUACUGACCGUGGAGACUCAAAGAACUGGGGCACCUUAGCAGCUGCCUUUUUCACUCUCUUCAGUUUAGUAACGGUUGAUGGUUGGACAGACUUGCAAGAUGAAUUGGACGACAAAAAGUUUGCUACAAGCCGGGCUUUCACAAUUGUGUUCAUUCUCUUAGGAUUUUUUGUGUUUUUCAAUAUGUUUAUUGGAGUUGUCAUUAUGGAUAUUCAGGAGUCCACUGAAGAAUAUGAUCAAAAGCUUAAAGCGGAGAGGAGGGCUAAUCUGAUUGCCAAGAAGCAAGCCAUUUUAAAAAGGCAACAGGAAGAAGUGAAUGAAUUGCUCGCUCAGCAAAAAUCAACUGAAUAUCAAACCUUUGAUGAAAUGGUGGAAGACUUCAAAAAAACCUUGCUUCACACAGAUCCUGUGAUCUUAGAAGACUUUUGUGCUAGCCUACCAUUCAUUGAUCUCUAUCUCGCAUCCCUAGAUCGCCAGGAUGCCACAAUUUAUAAGUUGCAAAAACUCUAUUAUGAAAUUGUUGCCACUUUGACUGCUCUGCUACGAGACUCACAAGAAAACACCUUGCAAUCUUUGCAGACUCUGAAGGAAAAAUCUAAGUCUUAUGCUUCUAUCAAUCCAAACAGAUAAAUGAAGUUAUUUUCUUUCCAUCUGGAAAAAAAAAGGAGAGAACCCUUUUUGUGCAUUGCAUAACCAUGACUGAAAUUAGUGGCAAAUCUCCCUCAUGAACUUGUGUCAGAGAUCAGAUUUUACCCAGCUUGUUCACAUCUUGGGAAAUGUAAACAUAAUUUGGCUGUUCUGCUAAUGUAUCGUUGUGUUUGUGACUAUAUCUUUUUCGAUCUUUAUAGGCUUAGGUCAAACUGUUAGAUCAUAUCCUGUGAUUUUUUUUCUCUUGGAGGCCAUGUGGUAACUGUUAAGUGGUAAACCCAGAUGGGAUGCAAAAUGAAGAGUUAUUCUGUGUGUGCAUAGCAUUCACCCCCCCCCCCUUUGUUGUUUGUUGGGUGAAAGGAACAAGAAUUUAUGGCUGCAUGAAAUUUUCCCUUCCACAGUGGUCAGUGAGAACAUAGAAUAGAAAUAAGGAUCAUGUAUCAUGACUACCAUCUAAGGACACGUAUGGCACAUGUGGCUUUGUCAUGAUGGAAUCUGAAUUUCUGCAUACAUGUUGUCAACUUAUGUAGUCAUUCAUUUGCAUCACUAAUUGCUCAGAUGGCAUGGGAAAAGGGUUGGGUGACAAAGUAAAAAAGCAGACUCUUUGUGCUUGGUAUAAUAAUUUUAGUGUGUGAGUUGCUCUCAGUUUGUGGCAACAAAAAACAAAGACUUCUGUGGCAUUUUAAGAACAAACAGUUAUUUAUCAGGCAUAUAGUUUGUGAACUGCAACUACUAGAUUAGACCCAUUAAAUCCAUGGGAUUUACCCCUGAGUCACCAUUCAGCAUCUGAUUAGGUGGGUCUAUUUUUGUUGGGAAUGACCAAUAGAACUCAUUCAAAGCUCUACAUGUGCUUUGCAUGUGUGGUGGGAUGUGGAGCAUUAAAAUGCAAAGAAGUAUGGACAGGAAUAAUGAUCUUAAUACUGGUCAUUAAUAAUACUUCAGUAAUAAUACAGGAAGUCUUGUAUUUAUGAUGUAAGGGACAUAAAUGCAAAGAAGGAAGGAAAAUGCCUUUGUUCUUGUUCUGGGCAGAGGAGAAUUGAGUUGAACUUCCUGAUCAAUUCACCUGUUUUGAAUUGGAAUCUGUUCAAGGACUGAUAUAUUUUGCUAUGGAUGAUCCUUAGAGGGAGAUACUAGUUUCUUAGAAGAAGUUAGAAAGCUGAUUCCUCCCAGCUCACAUCUCUUAGGCCCAAAACAGAAUAGCUAAAAAAACUUGGGUUCCAGCUACUUUGGGGGCAUGGCGUUCAGAUGAUGCACACCCUCAAAGUGGCCAGAAGCCACUCUGAAGCUGUGUCAAGGUGUCAGGAGCCCGACUUUUCAGGAGUGGAUUUAAUUCGCUCCUGCCAGCGACCCAUUCGGGACUGCAGUGGCAGCCCGCUUCAGGAGCAGGCCAUGUGGUCACUGUGGCCUUGGUUGAUUGGGGCCUUGGCUGUCUGCUUUUGCCCUUGGACAAUAUUUCCUAAGAUCUCCAGAGCCUCCACAUGCUUGUAUUUCAAUUCAUCCCUAAAUGCUCUUUCUUAUGAAGGCUCUAAUUCAAUAUUUCAUGCUUCAGUAAUGAUAAAUUAUUUUGUAAGAUCCAGUAUAUAUUCUAAUAAAUCCUGCUUUCAUUCA